Messenger RNA from Ricinus communis (castor bean), 1305 nucleotides. RefSeq names its product lignin-forming anionic peroxidase-like. Gene Ontology annotation, molecular function: peroxidase activity; heme binding. The transcript has 4 exons. Lineage: Eukaryota; Viridiplantae; Streptophyta; Magnoliopsida; Malpighiales; Euphorbiaceae. The record is from RefSeq and is a predicted model, not a curated record. The coding region runs from base 133 to 1110 and encodes 325 amino acids. Gene Ontology annotation, biological process: hydrogen peroxide catabolic process; response to oxidative stress.
CUUUUUUUCUUCUCCAUCUCAACUCUUAAUUAUCUUGCUUAAUUUUCCAGUAUCGGAAACACCCUCAUCCUCUGAUCUCUUUCCAUUAAUACAUUUCUUUUACUCCCGCUAUAUAGAGAAAAACCAUAGAAAAUGGUAACUUCAGCUUCCAAAUUCUUUCUAUCUCCAGCAAAAGCCGCAGCCAUCAUGUUUAUGUUGCUGCUUUUGAACCCGGCAUGCCAGGCCCAACUCAGCUCUAAGUUUUAUGACAAAACAUGUCCAAAGGCCCUCACUACUAUCAGAACUUCCAUUAAAACUGCUAUUGCAAGAGAACGUAGAAUGGCUGCAUCUCUCAUUCGCUUGCAUUUUCAUGAUUGCUUUGUUCAGGGUUGUGAUGCCUCCAUUUUACUGGAUGAGACUUCAUCUAUCCAGAGCGAGAAGUCUGCACUGCCCAAUAAGGAUUCUGCUAGAGGUUAUGAUGUCAUCGACACAGCGAAAUCUGCAGUGGAGAAGAUAUGUCCUGGAGUUGUUUCCUGCGCUGAUAUCCUUGCUGUUGCAGCAAGAGAUGCAUCUGCCUAUGUCGGUGGUCCAUCCUGGACUGUAAGGCUUGGAAGAAGGGAUUCAAAGACUGCAAGUAGAACCCUAGCCAACAGGGACCUUCCUAGUUUUAGAGAUGGCCUUGACAGACUUAUAUCUCGCUUCCGAAGCAAAGGCCUAAGUGCUCGGGACAUGGUUGCUUUAUCAGGUUCCCAUACUCUAGGACAAGCUCAAUGCUUUACAUUUCGCGAAAGGAUAUACAGCAAUGGCACUAAAAUUGAAGCUGGAUUCGCUAGCACUCGCAGACGCCGUUGUCCUGCUAUCGGGGGCGAUGCAAAUUUAGCUGCACUCGAUCUAGUCACACCCAAUUCCUUCGACAACAAUUACUUCAAGAAUUUGAUACAAAAGAAAGGUCUUCUUCAAUCUGAUCAAGUUCUUUUCAGCGGAGGUUCUACGGACAGCAUUGUGUUGGAGCAUAGCAAAAAUCGUGAAACUUUCAAUUCAGAUUUCGCAACUGCCAUGGUCAAGAUGGGAAAUCUUAUCAACCCAUCUCGUGGUGAAAUAAGGAGAAUCUGCAGUGCCGUCAACAAGUAAUUAAUUUGUUUAUUUUCCAAUGAUUAAACAUCCUUUUACUACUUUUUUUGUGAUUUCCUUUUUCUAUAAAUUUGCUGUUUCUGAUUCUUUCUAUUUUCAUCAAGUGUAAAGUACUAAUAUAUUAUUUGUGUAAGUCAUUUGUAAUUCUUUUCAAUUAUUGAAUAAAAGAAUACAAAUAUUAGCUUAUUACUCUUA